Ruditapes philippinarum (Manila clam) is the source of this 979-nucleotide messenger RNA. Its product is annotated as solute carrier family 22 member 4-like. The annotation marks the transcript as partial. Gene Ontology annotation, cellular component: membrane. The record is from RefSeq and is a predicted model, not a curated record. Gene Ontology annotation, molecular function: transmembrane transporter activity. Gene Ontology annotation, biological process: transmembrane transport. The transcript is spliced from 4 exons. NCBI's taxonomy places the organism in Eukaryota, Metazoa, Mollusca, Bivalvia, Venerida, Veneridae.
UAAUAAUGGUGCAAAACAACAUAUUAUAUCUAUUGGCGAACUUGGAAAAUCAUUUGUGGAAAUAAGGAACACUAAUUGUUAAGCAAUUUAAGAGAUGUCGUCAUACAGUGUUCAGACUGAAAAUCUCAUUGAAGAAUUGGGUGGUUGCGGUCAUCUUCAAGUAUUGCUUUGUUUAUGCAUACACAGUUCAAACACGAUAAUAUUUUGGAGCAUACUAGCAAUGUCUUUCAUUGGAUAUACCCCUGAUUUCUCGUGCACAGUAUUGGACGUCACACAGUCAUCUUUAUCUACACUUAAUCUAAGCAAUGUUUCGCCUGAUCACCUAUGUUCUGCAGGCCCGAAUGCAACGUGUAGUUCCUACAUUUUUCAGCAAUCAGCAAAUACUAUUGUAACAGAGUGGAGUCUAAUUUGUGACAGGCGCUGGAUUGUGGCAUUUAUUACAACAUUACAAAUGGUAGGUCUAGUUGUCGGAUCAAUAAUUGCAGGACAGAUGGCCGACUGUCUUGGACGGAAAACAACAAUUAUCUCAGGAAUUGCUUUUUUGACUAUUUUCAAUUUUAUUGGACUUUUUACUCAGUCAUGGAAAAUGUAUGCAGCUAUUCGUUUUUUCAUCGGUAUAGGAGCAGGACUCCCGUAUACUGUUCAGUUUACAUAUAUGAUUGAAUUCGUAACAUCAAAAUGGCGACCACUAGUAGUUUGUUUCCCUUCAUCAGCAAUUGCAGCAAUGUUAUUGGCUCCUGUUUCCUGGUGGUUAUAUGACUGGAGGAAUUUACACAUUCUAAAGACGUUAGUUGGUGCACUCUUUACCAUAAUAAUUUGGUUUUUACCAGAAAGUUUUAGAUGGCUGUGUACUAAACUAAAAUUUGAAGAUGCAAGAACGGCAAUAGAUGUUGUUUCAAAAGUGAAUAGAAGAAAAUAUUCAAGCCUCACAGAUUUAUUUCAUAAAGCGAAAGAAGAAACCAUUUCAAAUACCACAUUG